AUGGCCAGCCGCAUGGACCCUGUUCCCAAAAAGGCAAAAAAGGCAAUCUUUCCACCGGAACUGUGCUUAGUCACAGUCGUCGCGAACUUCUCGGGUGAUAUGCCCCGUCAAUCAACAGUCAUUGAAAUUGAUGAUCUUGAAAGGAGGGACGAUAUAAGUCGCGACGGGACUUCUGCUGGGUACGGCUUUGUCAAGCAGCUGGAUGGCCCUUACAACUACCUCGGCACCACUGUUGACGAUUUGAAGUUGAUGCGGGAGCAAUCAUCACGCAUUUUUCAGACCAAGGCCGCAGGUGAUGUUCGAACGUCGAACAAUCUUUCGCACGUCAAGAGCUUGGGAGAACGCGCCAUCACCAACGAACCAACAACCGUGACGUUCGAGCCCGUGCAGGAAAAAGCCGAAGCUUACUCAACGGAUUUGAAUGUUAAAGGGUCCAUUGCCACCAGAUAUCGGCCGGAUAUCGAGGAUCAUCAGAUUAAGAGGACUGGCUCUGAUGACUCGGACGGGCAUGCCAAGGACCUCGUGGACGAAUGCUGGAUUUCGCGCAGACAAAGGCAAAUGCAUCGUCGAAGACGAAACCGUGAUGACUCGCCGCCAAAUCUCAAUGCAGCCAAGAGCACCACGAAGAAUGGCUUCGCAAGAGAGGACCAAGUUGGGUAG
Molecule: messenger RNA, 660 nt
Organism: Penicillium diatomitis
Lineage: Eukaryota; Fungi; Ascomycota; Eurotiomycetes; Eurotiales; Aspergillaceae
Exons: 6
Coding region: 1-660 (219 amino acids)
Source: RefSeq, a predicted model, not a curated record